AUGAGCGGAAGUGAACAUAGCCCAAGCCGGUUGGGGCGUCGUCUGGACAGCCUCCUCCGCGGCGACUGGGCAGCGCUGCGCAACCCAAACGUCCAACGGGUGCUGCUCUUCUGCUUCAUUGACGGGGCGUGUUUCUCACUGUGGUACGCCCAGGCCUUCCAGAUACUCAUCAAUCGCAUGGCCGGUGACACGACGGUUGGGUGGCUCUCUGCGACGUCUGGCAUGGCGCAGAUGUUGGGGGCGCUGUUUGUCGGCUUCUUCGUCAGUGUACGGCGGCAGACAGUGGUGCGAAUUGGCGCCGUCUGCGGGUUAUUUGCUGCAGCGCUCUCCAUCUAUGGUGUGACGGUGCUGCGAGUGCCCGUCUUUUUCUUUGCGUCGCUGUUAUGGGGGGCAUACUCCGGGAUAAUUGCCACUGGUACAGAAACGCUGUUUGCUGACAGCGUAGAGACCGGCCGACGCGACUUUGUGUACAACCUCAAGUGGAUCAACCAGACGCUUUGUGACUGUGUCGGGUCUUUCACCUCUCUCAUCAUGCUGCUGCGCCUCGGCAACGACUGGGACAUUGGAAGUCUGCAGAAGCUCAUCUGCACGGGCUACGCACUGCAUCCUAUUGCCCACCUACUGCUCUUCACGAUGAAGGACAAGUACACACUCGACGAGAAGGCCACUCGUGGCACGGCACAAGUUGUCAUCCACGUGGAGAGCACAGACGACGAGCAGCUGUCGAGUUCGCCGAUGAAGCAGGUCGUCAGUCCCACCGACUGUCCCUUUUCCUCGCAGGAAAGAUUCGUGCAGCACGAAAUCGACGCGGAUAACACAUUGGGCACGUCGCUGUCAAACAGCCCGGUAACAACGACACCUCGAGGAGCGGCGAAAACGCCAGAAGAUGCUUCCUUGGAGCGUGAGGCCCUUCUCUUCCAAAUCGCCACACGAAGUGAACGUCGGCAUGAAGAGUUUCUUGCGGCUCAGUGCGAGCGCAACAGUGCAGGGCGUUUGGCUGCGGCGGCGUGCUACUACGCAAACUGGAUGUAUGAAUGGUCGGCGGUGCCAUACCUGGUGUGUCUUGUCGAUUUCCUCGUUGCUGUCGGAUCUGGUAUGACGAUGCGCUACAUUCCUUUGUUCCUGGUUAACGAUCACGGCGUGUCACCAGUUAUACUCAUGGGGACGUAUAUCACUGUCUCCGUGGUCACCGCCGGUCUUUCGCUUGUGGUACGGCACGUGGGCGAACGCUACAUGAGUCGCGUUGCCGCGGUCAUUCUUGUACGUGUGAUUGGCGCCACGCUGCUGCUGAUUAUGGGGCUGACGCACCUGAAUCUGGUUAUACUGCUGCCGGUCUUCAUUAUUCGCAAUGCGAUGAUGAACUGCACGCGUGGUGUCACACGCAGCGUCAUCAUGGACUACGUGCGGAAGGAGAGCCGCGCCAAGUGGUCUGCCUUUGAGAGUUUCUCAUCCUUUACGUGGGCGGGUAGUGCGGUGGUGGGCGGCUACAUCGCGGAGGCGAAGGGGUAUCAGUACACCUUUGUGAUCACAGCUAUUUUUCACUACGUCGCGCUCCUGACGCUGUCGCCGGCGAUGUACGGUGCGGGCGAGGUGGAGAAGCUGCAGCGCGAGCAGAAGUGGCGAGAGGGAGCAGCACGUUCCCAGGGGUGUUGCAGCAGCAGUGGCGGCGCAGUGUCGCACUCGUCGCCGCACCCCGUCGGUGAUGGGAGCGGACAGACGGGAGUGGGACAGUAG
This is a messenger RNA of Trypanosoma grayi, 1734 nucleotides long. RefSeq lists its product as hypothetical. The record is from RefSeq and is a predicted model, not a curated record. Bases 1 to 1734 code for a protein of 577 amino acids. Lineage: Eukaryota; Euglenozoa; Kinetoplastea; Trypanosomatida; Trypanosomatidae. The transcript has a single exon.